Molecule: messenger RNA, 2303 nt
Organism: Zingiber officinale
Lineage: Eukaryota; Viridiplantae; Streptophyta; Magnoliopsida; Zingiberales; Zingiberaceae
Product: chlorophyll a-b binding protein CP29.1, chloroplastic-like
Exons: 1
Biological process (GO): photosynthesis, light harvesting in photosystem I; response to light stimulus
Cellular component (GO): chloroplast envelope; plastoglobule; chloroplast thylakoid membrane
Source: RefSeq, a predicted model, not a curated record
UUAGUGGAUGGAUUGUCGUACUUGGGGCUUCCCUUGUCCUUCAACAUCACGACGCUGAUAUGGAUCGAGGUGCUGGUGAUCAGGUACACCGAGUUCCAGAGUAAUGCGGAGCUCGACGUGGAGAAGAGGCUGUACCUGGGCGGGGCAUACUUCAAUCCGUUGGGGCUGGCAGUGGACCUGGAGAACGAGGCAACGGUGAAGCUGGCAGAGAUCAAGCAUGGCCGCCUCGCCAUGGUGUCGUUCUUGGGCUUCGUGCAGGCAAUGGCCACUGGAAAGGGGUCGCUGAAUAACUGGGCCACGCAUCUCAGCGACCCACUUCACACAACCAUCAUCAACACCUCCUUCUCUGAACCUCAUUAGACUUUUCCUUUCUUAUUUUAGUGGAUGGUAAUUAAUUACUUGUACCUGAACAUCAUCAUUAAUUAAGCGAUCAGUCUUUGAACCAUGUUAAACUUGUAGCACUAGAGUUAUGGGAUGGCAUGGAUCUAGUGGGGCCAAUUUUAUUAUCUAAUAAAUUUAACUAUACAAUAAUUAUACUUGUAAAAUCUAUAAUUUGUGAGAAUUGUGUGCAAGAAUUAUAUUAGAACUAUGAUCCAAGAAAUUGAUAUCAUCCAUGUCGAUCAUGAUUUUGUAAAGAAGAGUUUAAGCUUAGUUAUGAUUAUCCAAAAUGAGAUAGAUGUAGAAUUUUCUUUGAUAAUGACGGGAAAAGUUUUUUUUUCUUUGUCUUGCUUGGUUGGAAAUUAAGUGCAGGUAGAGUCCACAAACAACAUACAACAGUUAUCAAGGGUAAGGUUGCAAUAUGGGUUGGAUUGUGAGUGUGAACGACGAGUUUGAAGCUGCAUGUAAAUAGGGUCACUAGAGAUAAAUGACGAGAAUUGUGAGGGCAAGGUUGAGGCCAUAGAGCCAGGGCGGUGAGAGAGCAAAGUUACUCAAAGAUGUAAAUUAAAUACAUUUGGUGUGGCGAAGAUGGCCGGAAAGAGUAAGGCCACUGUGGAGUAUCAUCUCUCCAAUGGUUCAAAUGAAGCAAUGGUGCAAUGUCUUACCAAGGUAGUGGAACAACUAGUCAAUACUGGGCCAAGCUCAACUUAAUUAAACCUCUGUUAGGGUUUUAGUGGGAGUUUCUUGGUGGUUUUUAAUUGGAAAUUCAUGAUUGCUGUGAAUUUUUAAUGAUUCAUGGGCCAUAUUUGGAGGUUGUGAAAGAGCAAAAGUUUUAGAGAAGAGAUGCUUUUUCUGGGAGAUUUCUUUUAUAUAUAGAGGAAUGCUAAAAAUGAGAUUUUAAAAUUUCUCUAUUAAAGCUAGAUAAGAGUCCAUGAAGGUUGGAAAUAUGAAAUAUCACUUGUAAAAAGUAUGAUAACUGAUUUAUUUGAUUUUUAUUUUUGUUUGUUUUAUCUCACAUUAUGUAUACUAAAAUUUCCUCUUUUAAUACAUAUAGGCUUACAUUCAACUAAUUGCUCUAGUUUUUUCUGUGAUUCUAUCAAUGAAUGAAGUUUCAUCACCUAGAAAAUUAUUCUGCAUUUUAGAGGCUCCACAGUUAGAUCUAUGAGAAUGUUGUUUGAGAGAGCGAGUUCUAAAUAACCACCAGUAUCAAUUUCAUCUAUAAUAUCAAAGCUGCUGAUCAUAUCACUUAUUAUGGAGCAUUCUAAAUCUAACUUCAUCACCUAUGAUCUUCUUUAACCUUUUUUUUCAGGUCAAUCUUUUUUCUUGUACGUGUUCAGCUAAUGAUUCUUUGUUGCUUCCUAUUCCUGAUCACAAGUUAAUCCAAUAGCUUCUUUGACUCGUCGGUCAAUCUGAUGCUCUAAAGCCCUUUAUAUCUAGAACUACAUAACCACACGUUGCAUUCACAUAUAGGUUUCAUAUAGGUUUUUGACAUCAUAGUCGGCCACCAAUAUUAAACUAAACCCAUUGAACUCCUCUCAAAAUUUCUGUGGACUGUUAAGUUUUAUAAAAGCAAGUGUCAUUUAUCAGUUUUGAUGCUCCUGCAAGUAAUCCUCCAAUGCGUGGUGUUCACAUAUCAACCAUUGCCACCUUUUAAAUCAAUGCCAGUAAAUGUCAGUCAAUAAAGCAAAAAACUUUAGAUUAUUCAGCAUAUGAAAAUCAAGGGACCUACUCUUAGUUUCAUGAAUUUGCCUUUUGUAUCUGACACACGUAUAUAUCACUAGCUUCAAUAUGAUUCUAACUUUAUCAAGGUUUACUGCACAUGUUCUUUUUGAUUGAAUUGUGCCUUCAACAAGAAGCUGGGAAUCCAGGAAUCAAAGUUGCAUUGCUAGGCUUUUAAUUUAAUUUUCAGUCAAACCUAAAGCUUA